This is a messenger RNA of Belonocnema kinseyi, 696 nucleotides long. RefSeq lists its product as uncharacterized. The coding region runs from base 17 to 499 and encodes 160 amino acids. The record is from RefSeq and is a predicted model, not a curated record. Lineage: Eukaryota; Metazoa; Arthropoda; Insecta; Hymenoptera; Cynipidae. The transcript is spliced from 2 exons.
UCUUAUCGUUCACGACAUGAAGAUCAUAAUUAGUAUUCUGCUGCUAGUCAUAGUGAAUUUAGUUAAUUCCGAAGAUGAAACAACAGCCCCGCCAGAAAUCUCUAAAGGAUUAUCUCGUGAAUCACUUAAUACUUACGGAGUUACUUACUUCAAGGAAAAAGAUGGUUCUUAUGCACGGCUAAAGGACCUACACUAUAUUGAUGUGGCACAAAAUAAAAAGUUUAUUAUUGGGAUAUAUGACUCGAAGGACAAUAUUCAUCCAAUAUAUGAUAAAGAUAAAACGCAGAUUUUACUGAGUAAACCAUUCUAUCAGCAUGUUCCAUUGACACCACUACACCAUAAAGUAUACGAUAGGUACUUUGUGAAGAUUCACUCGCGGUCGGAGACGCCUCCACCUGAGCGCUAUGUGUCACCCAUUUCAGGACCCGGUCUGAGACGCAGAUAUCAGAUAAAGAAUUUAGAAUUGCAUCACAAUAACCAUGCAGUGUCCAGUUUUUAAUACUUGGAUAUGGUUUCGAAUAAAUUUUCAAUUAUUUUUAAUUGAUAUACUUGUAUCCAGUAAAAUAAAUGUAUGGGUAUGAUGCAUCAAAAAGCUUCUUCACUAUCUUCCAAAAAUAACACCCCUCUCUAUAAAGUUUGGUUUUUUGAUUUUCAAUUGUUGCCUAACAGAUUGAGCACUACUUACUUUAGAACCCC